CCUCUCUGUGUCUCCUGCUCUCGCUUCCUCUCGCCUCCUUAAUGCAACUUUUGCAGAAAGCCCCAACACGGAGACAGACAGACAUGUUGAGCUGAGAGCUUCGGGGGAUCGCUCCAGUCCCCCCUCCCCGCCCCCCAAAUCCCAAGUCAGGGGGGACCUCCAGCCACCCACACCCCCCUCCCCACUUGACCUGUCCACUGUGCGACGGCUGCCCCCCGCCCCCCCUAUCCCGGGCUCCCUUCGGGGCUGGUGGGGUCUUGCGCUUUAUGGAGGGCUCGGUGGGUCUUUUUCCCCUGGCCUCCCCCCCGGCCCCCCCUCGAUGAAUUGAAGCAGUGAUGCAGGAGGCUGCCGGCCGCCUCGGCUGCACGGAGAGACACAGGCUCAAGAUGGCAGAUUUCGAUUGAGUUUAAAGGGGGGGACCCUGAAUCCGGCUUCGCUUCUCUUUCGUUGCCAUGAAUAACAGACAUCCUUGCGCCGAUGGCCCCCGUGUACGAAGGUAUGGCCUCACAUGUGCAAGUUUUCUCCCCUCACACCCUUCAAUCAAGUGCCUUCUGUAGCGUGAAGAAACUGAAAGUGGAACCAAGUUCUAACUGGGAUAUGACCGGGUACGGCACACAUAGCAAAGUCUACAGCCAGAGCAAGAACGUGCAAUCCUCUCAAGCAGCUGCCGCCAUCAACGCCUCCCUCCAGAUCCCCAACCCCAGCAUCCCUUACGAGCAGACCAUCAUCUUCCCAGCCAGCACAGGGCACAUCGUGGUGACAUCCGCCAACAGCACCUCUGGUGUGGUUGCAGUAUCUGGGCAAGCACUGGGUGGACCACACAACCUGAUGCGUCGAAGCACUGUGAGCCUUUUGGACACCUACCAAAAAUGUGGACUUAAGCGCAAAAGUGAGGAAAUUGAGAACACGAGCAGUGUGCAGAUUAUUGAAGAGCAUCCACCAAUGAUUCAGAACAAUGCCAGUGGGGCCACAGUAGCCACCACCACCACCUCCACAGCCACCUCGAAAAAUAGUGGCUCCAACAGCGAAGGGGAUUACCAACUGGUGCAACAUGAAGUGCUGUGUUCCAUGACCAACACGUAUGAAGUAUUGGAAUUCCUUGGCCGUGGAACCUUUGGGCAAGUGGUCAAAUGCUGGAAACGUGGCACCAAUGAGAUAGUGGCCAUCAAGAUCCUGAAAAACCAUCCUUCUUACGCCCGGCAAGGUCAGAUUGAAGUCAGCAUUCUGGCCCGGCUAAGCACUGAAAGCGCAGAUGAUUACAACUUUGUCCGAGCUUAUGAAUGUUUCCAGCACAAGAACCACACCUGCUUGGUCUUUGAGAUGUUGGAGCAAAAUCUCUAUGAUUUCCUAAAACAAAACAAGUUUAGCCCAUUGCCACUUAAGUACAUCCGGCCAAUCUUACAGCAAGUAGCCACAGCCCUAAUGAAAUUGAAAAGCCUAGGUUUGAUUCAUGCAGAUCUCAAACCAGAAAAUAUCAUGUUGGUGGAUCCAUCUCGGCAGCCGUACAGGGUUAAGGUCAUUGACUUUGGUUCUGCUAGCCACGUGUCUAAGGCUGUGUGCUCAACUUAUCUUCAGUCCAGAUAUUACAGAGCCCCUGAAAUCAUCCUCGGUUUACCCUUCUGCGAAGCAAUUGACAUGUGGUCGCUGGGUUGUGUCAUUGCCGAACUGUUCUUGGGCUGGCCUUUAUAUCCAGGAGCUUCGGAAUACGAUCAGAUCCGAUACAUUUCACAGACCCAGGGCUUGCCAGCGGAGUAUCUGUUAAGUGCGGGAACGAAGACAACGAGGUUUUUCAACAGGGAUACAGACUCACCAUAUCCACUGUGGAGGCUAAAGACACCAGAUGAUCAUGAAGCAGAGACAGGGAUCAAAUCAAAGGAAGCCAGAAAGUAUAUUUUUAAUUGUUUGGAUGAUAUGGCACAGGUGAAUAUGACAUCGGACUUGGAAGGAAGUGAUAUGUUGGUGGAAAAGGCAGACCGGCGGGAGUUCAUAGACCUGUUAAAGAAGAUGUUGACGAUAGAUGCAGACAAGAGGAUAACACCAAUUGAAACACUCAACCAUCCAUUUGUCACCAUGACACAUCUGCUUGAUUUCCCCCAUAGCACACAUGUCAAGUCCUGUUUCCAGAACAUGGAGAUUUGCAAGCGACGGGUGAACAUGUAUGACACAGUCAAUCAGAGCAAGACACCGUUCAUCACCCAUGUGGCCCCAAGCACGUCAACCAACUUAACCAUGACCUUCAACAAUCAGCUCAAUACAGUCCAUAACCAGGCCACCAGCCUGGCUUCCACCUCCACCACCAGUGCCACUAUUUCCUUAGCCAACCCUGAAGUCUCCAUACUAAACUACCAAUCUGCACUCUACCAGCCCUCGGCAGCAUCCAUGGCCGCAGUAGCCCAGAGGAGUGUGCCCCUGCAGACGGGAACAGCACAGAUAUGCGCCCGGCCUGACCCCUUCCAGCAAGCACUCAUUGUGUGUCCUCCAGGCUUUCAAGGGUUGCAAACUUCUCCUUCCAAGCAUGCUGGGUAUUCUGUGAGGAUGGAGAAUGCCGUUCCAAUCGUCACUCAGGCUCCAGGGGCUCAGCCCCUUCAGAUCCAGCCAGGACUCCUAGCACAGCAAGCCUGGCCCAGCAGUACCCAGCAAAUCCUGCUCCCUCCAGCUUGGCAGCAGCUGACUGGAGUCGCCACCCACGCCUCAGUCCAGCAUGCUACUGUCAUCCCCGAGACCAUGGCAGGGACCCAACCACUGGCAGAUUGGAGAAAUACGCAUCCUCAUGGUAGCCAUUACAAUCCCAUCAUGCAACAGCCAGCACUUUUAGCAAGUCACGUCACCCUUCCAGCAGCCCAGCCCUUGAAUGUUGGUGUAGCUCAUGUCAUGAGACAGCAACCGACCAGUACCACCUCCUCUCGGAAGAAUAAGCAACACCAGUCAUCUGCAAGAAAUAUGUCCAACUUUGAGGUGUCCUCCUCUCAGACGAUCAGUUCCCCGCAGAGGUCUAAGCGAGUAAAGGAGAACACCCCGCCUCGCUGUGCCAUGGUGCAUAACAGCCCCGCCUGCAGCACCACCGUCACGUGUGGGUGGGGCGAUGGGGCUUCCAGUACCACACGGGAGCGGCAGCGGCAGACAAUAGUCAUUCCUGACACGCCCAGCCCUGCAGUGAGUGUUAUCACCAUCAGCAGUGACACCGAUGAGGAGGAGGAGCAGAAACAUGCACCCGUCAGCCCUGUAUCUAAGCAAAGGAAGAAUGUCAUCAGCUGUGUGACUGUGCAUGAUUCCCCCUACUCUGAUUCCUCUGGCAACAACAGUCCCUAUGCAGUGCAACGCCGUGGAGGAAACAACAAUGGAAACAACUACGAUACCAAGGGAGCACCAGAAACACAUUGUAAUGGCAAUCCCCGAACGAUCAUCGUGCCACCACUGAAAACGCAGGCCAGCGAGGUGUUAGUCGAGUGUGAUAGGUUGGUGCCAGUCACUACCAGUCACCAUUCAUCCUCCUACAAGUCGAAGUCCUCCAGCAUUGUGACCUCCACCAGUGGUCACUCUUCAGGGAGCUCGUCUGGAGCCAUUGCCUACAGGCAGCAGCGGCCAGGACCACAUUUCCAGCAGCAGCAGCCUCUUAAUCUCAGCCAGGCCCAGCAGCACAUCACGACCGAUCGCACAGGGAGUCAUCGUCGACAGCAAGCGUACAUCACUCCAACGAUUGCUCAGGCACCCUAUUCCUUCCCACACAACAGCCCCAGCCAUGGUACGGUCCAUCCUCACCUGGCAGCGGCUGCAGCUGCUCACCUUCCCACUCAACCUCAUCUCUACACGUACACUGCACCUGCUGCCUUGGGCUCCACGGGCACCGUGGCCCAUUUGGUGGCUUCCCAAGGUUCCGCUCGGCAUGCUGUGCAGCACACUACAUACCCAGCCAGCAUCGUCCACCAGGUUCCUGUCAGCAUGGGUCCUCGUGUCCUUCCGUCGCCCACCAUCCACCCGAGCCAAUAUCAGGCUCAAUUCGCCCACCAGACCUAUAUUAGUGCGUCUCCAGCCUCAGUCUACACUGGAUACCCCCUGAGCCCCACUAAGGUCAACCAGUACCCUUACAUCUAAACACUGGAAUGUGAAAAGACAUGGCACACCUUGAGGGGGACGAGGAAGCUUUUAUACUGAAGAAAAUGCAAAUGGACGACAAGACGGGAGGCUUAAAACAAAACUUGAACAAAGGAGACUGCAUAAGAAAUGAGAGAGAGGGAGAGAAGACGAAGAGAAAAGGAGAUACCCGUUGUACAUGUUUUAUUUAAAAGAAAAAGGAAAAGGAAAAAAAAAGAAUGAAAAACAAAAAUACAAAAAACAUUCUGCACCAGACUUGAUGGUGGGAGAAACUGAAGGGCCACUGUUCUCUGGUCCUGAUUUUUUGGAUAACUUCAUCGAUAGACUUCUACAGAUUAUUUUCAUCUGGUUACAGGAGACUACAUUUAGGAAUUUGCUGUCAGACCUCCUAAUACAAAGUUUCAUAGGUGUUUGGGUAUAUAUUUUUUAAUUAAACCAAGAAGCAUACCAAUUGGGGAUUUAUCCAGAACUUCAAAAGGGUUGUCAUCUUGUCAUGGCACUGGUGGUCGUCACCCAAAGUGAAAAAAGAAAAGAAAAGAAAAGUAUGAUGUGUGUGUUUUUUUCCUGGCAGAGGGAUCAGUAGAUGUACAGGAAAAGAAUGGGGUGGGGGAGGGAUUGAAUUGUUCCAACUCUUUCCGCGUCAGGCUUACCAUUGGAGCUACUCAUACUGAGCAGGAAAUGCCAUCCAGUUGCACCAGUCACAAUAAGGAUAUUUGUUCUUACUUUAAAUACCCUGGAUAAAUCUCUAAGCAAUGUUAUUCCUUAAGAAAAGUCUUUAAUUAUGUACAAUAGAAUCUCAUGUUCCUCACUCAGAAAUACUUUUUUUUCUUUCUUUGGAUAACCUGUUAACCCCUCACCAUUUUUCAGUCCAAUCCUAACAUUUCCUGCUCUGUUGGAGAAGUAAGUGCACAUGACGGCCCAUGCCGAUAGCGAAAACAUCACAAAAGCAUGACAUUACGCUAAUGUUGCAGUGGCAUUUGCGUCGUUUUGUGAGCAGAUACACAACCACAGAAUGUUUAGGAUUUGGCAGUUCGUGUUAGGAGUAGAAGAAGAUCUAGGUGGCCCUUGGUAGAAUGUAGCACUAUGCCAUACAUGUACCCUUUUUUUCCUACUUUGUUUUAAACUCCAAUGAUACCAAUAGACUAUUCCUCAAUGUGAUUGCACAAAAAAAGUGAUAUAACAUAGGCAUGUAACAAAUGUGAUUGUCCAGGUAUAUAUGUGUGUGUAUGAGUGUGUGCGCAUGUGCGCGCUGAUGCUGCCUUCUCUUGUGGUGUGGUCCUCAGCACAGCCAUUGCAAACUGUCACAGUCUUAGUUUUACAUCAUUCCCUUGUAGUGCCUUACCAAACUACAGUUGCGGUUUUAAGGGUUUACUUCCACUGGUACUCCUAGAAACUGACUGAGGCUGGUUGGAAUUUUAAUCUCAGCUCUUCUUCUUUUCAUGUUCGGUAUUGUUACUUUUCUUCUAGGCUAUUAUUUCCAUAUUGUCUGUCUUGGGCAAGUUCGAUGUCGGGGAGGGAGGGCAGCUGUGGAAUUUGGCUGCAGUGUAGAAGUGGGUGGCUCUUGAAGGAUGUUCUUGGGGUGGAAAUGGUUCUUGGGCUGUGGAGCAGCUUUACCAAUAUUUACAUUCUGCUGAUGGGCUCAUUGGUUCAUUUUUUGAUUUGAAUGCUCUCAACUUCCCCCAUAAUUCUUUUCAGUUUUGUCUGCUGACUAAACAGAAUCGGGGUUAAGGUGGAGAAGAGUGCUUUUGAUCAGAAAUACACUCAGUACCUCGUGUUAAAUGUGAGGAGGGAGUGGGGACGGGGAGAUGAUUACUUUGGAAGAACAAUACGUUUUCACUUGAAUGCUUUCAGUGGGAAAAGAAAGAAGACGGUGGGGCAGAAUUCGUUCUGAAAAGUAUCAUACUCAGGUUUGCUCCAGAGGUUCUUCUGAAGGUUUUCAGAAUAAGCACUGGCACUUGAGCAGGUUGUGUAGCUGCCCAGGGCCCAGCACCCCCUUAAACCAAGCUACAUUGCCUUUGGUAAGAGGCGUAAGCACCUGCAGAAAUGGUGUAAUUGAUCCAGUGCAUAUAAUAACUGAACCUAGACCUGAUUUGGAACCAGGAUGAAACGCUUUGUAGUUUAGUCCGUUCAUUUCCUCUGACCUCACUUCUACUGUGAUUUAAAAGAAAAAAGAAAAACAGACAUCACUCUUCAGAUUUGCUGGACUCCUUCUCCUCAGCUCCAAAUAGUCUGAACUGUCUUGUUUUUGAAGUAGGUUUCCAAAGAGAACCUUAAAUACAACAGAAAAGCUAGAGGGUUAGAGGGAAAUGUUACCACAGCACUAAGACAAAUGGGUGCUUCUGCUCUGUCAAUGUUUAGCGUUUCCCUGUGGAGAUAGACUUCUAUUGGUGGUCUGAGGCAUGUUGUGAAACAGGUCCUAUACCCUGCAUGGACUCUCAGGACCACUACAGGUGAUUAUGUGACUUCAGAAAGGGAGUGUUCAGGCCAUUGGGUAAGAUGUUGGGAUUUGGCAGGUCAAUCGACUGAGAGAAGAGGGAUGGAUCUCAGGGUGGUUAAAGGGAAAAGGUUUAUCAAGAGGUAAGUUGACAAGAAAGGCAAGCACAGUUGUAAUAUCUGGAGGUGAGUGCAUAAAACCUCGCCUGGAAGAAGGAUGGGUUGCUCCCUACGGAUGUAUUGCUGAACCCCAUUAAUUUUCUCUGCUGAAUCCUCAAAUGAAGCCAUCUCCAUUUCCUUUUUUAAAAAAAUGAGUUCUGUUUUGUCUUUCUAUUUCUCCUCUUCUUCCCUUAAACACCCAGUCUGCUGUUUUAUUGGUACAUGCACCUUACAUUUUUUUUCUGUUCUGAAAAAAACCUACUUCAGUUGCUUGCUCCCUUCAAGAAAUUCCCCAUUCCUUCAAUGUGAUGUCCCUCAUUCUUCCCUUGCCUCACCUCUUCUAGGAUGGAAGCGUCAUGCUGCUUGAAAGGAAGGACAUUAUUUUAUGAUGAUUGUUGCGUUAUUGUGGUUAAUUUUUAUAUGUAAUAAUUAUAUUUUAUUCUUGGUUUUAA
Sphaerodactylus townsendi is the source of this 7136-nucleotide messenger RNA. It is a transcript of the gene HIPK2, whose product is annotated as homeodomain interacting protein kinase 2. Gene Ontology annotation, molecular function: protein tyrosine kinase activity; transcription corepressor activity; protein serine/threonine kinase activity. The record is from RefSeq and is a predicted model, not a curated record. Gene Ontology annotation, cellular component: nucleus; cytoplasm; PML body. Gene Ontology annotation, biological process: peptidyl-serine phosphorylation; positive regulation of transcription by RNA polymerase II; intrinsic apoptotic signaling pathway in response to DNA damage by p53 class mediator. The transcript has 15 exons. Lineage: Eukaryota; Metazoa; Chordata; Lepidosauria; Squamata; Sphaerodactylidae. Bases 478 to 4092 code for a protein of 1204 amino acids.